AAAACGAUUUUUAGCGUAUAUAACAUGUCUUUGUGUUGUUUAUCACUUUGACACAGAAUAAACUUCGAUAUAUCGAAAUCUUUUACAUCUGUUGUGGCAAACAAGCCAUUCAAAAUAAUCUCAAUAUUACAACAAAAUUAGAUCAAAUGAAGACUGAACUUGAUUUACAGAUAGUCUGUGCGGAGAAGCUUUCAAUAUCACAUACCUGCCGAACCUGCCUGGCCACUGAUCCCGGCCAACAAAUGACCUAUAUCUUCGGAACGGAGCUAACCGGCGAUUCAACUUCUGUUAUUAUUUACGAACUGUUGUUACUUUUAAAGCAAAACAUUUCGAAAGAUGAUGGUUUUCCAACAAAAGUCUGUAGCGUUUGCUUAGCCCGUUUGAUGGCCAUCGAAGAUUUCCGAAAGCAUUGUGAAAAGGUCCAAAUAUAUCUUCAGCAGUAUUUUGUUGCUGAACAAACGGCAUUACAGCAAAGUGAACCACCAAAGGCUGAGGAUUUGAGCGAAUCGGAACAUUCCAAUUUAGAUGCAUCAUGGCAUGAUCAGCCCGAAGUCAAAUCAGAGGACGCAGAUCAUUCUGAUGAUAGUGUUACAAAACCAGGCAGUAAAUCAAAGGAUGACGUUGAGUUCUCAAGUGACUCGGAACAAGAUCCCUCGUGGGAACCUGAUAUUGAUAAUAAACGAGACAUUGAAGGAGGAAAGGAUUCCGACAAACAUAAAACUGGAUUGAAAUAUAAAUGCCAGGUUUGUGAAAAAUCGUUCAAGUACGUCCGUUGCAAGUUGAAGCAUGAGAGGUCUCAUUUUAAAAGAAAUGAAUCAAAUAAAUACCUGUGCAACAAGUGUGGUAAAGGUUAUGUCCAUGAAGGUAGCCUGAAAUACCAUUUGAAGAAACACGACAUGACCGAGAAGUACACCUGUGACAUAUGCCAUAAACAAUUUUUAACGAAGACCAACCUGAAAGCACACAUUACGGUGCAUUGUAACGUUAAGCCUUAUCAGUGUGAGCAAUGUGGCAAAAAGUUCAGGCAGAGGGGUAAUCUCAAUUUCCAUUUGGCGAUACAUAAUGCCGACAAACCACACAAAUGUGAGUUUUGCAAUGAGUCUUACCGUAAAAUUCGAGAUCUACGACGACAUCAGUUGGUGGUCCACGGUCAAACAGAGUUAACCAUUAAAUCACUGCAUGAACAAGAAGAUUCUGGUGAUGAGCUAGCGAUUAAACCGGAGGUACUGCAAAAAAAAGGCACCAGGAAAAGGGGAAAAAAUCGUCCGACGUACGGAUGCAAUUUGUGCAGCAGAACGUUUAAGGUGCCGGCAUCGUUGGCAUCGCAUAUUAAAACACACAGCGAGGAGAGGAAAUUUGUGUGCAAAGAGUGCGGCAUGGGGUUCAAAAAACCGGAACACUUGAGGAUGCAUAUCGACGGAGUUCAUUUGAAGAAGAAAGCAUUCAGCUGUGAGGUGUGUAACAAAUCUUUUGCUCGCAUGGGUGACCGUAACGUUCACAUGCGGUCGCACAGCGAAGAGCGAGCCCAUCAGUGUUCGUAUUGUGGUAGGGGUUUCCAUCUGGCCAAGGCGCUUCGAGCUCACAUGAGGGUGCAUACCGGCGAAAGACCAUUUGUGUGCAUUAUAUGCAAUGCAGGGUUUACUAGUUACAAAACUCUGGCGUUUCAUACUCAGCAGCAACAUCCAGGAGAUCAAGUUCUUGCAAAAAUUGACGAAAUAGCACACCACCAAUAGAUGCAAACGGUUCACACCUACCUUGAACGUAAGUAAAAUUGAUCUACAAAAUCAGUCACGUCGGUGUGAGCACAAUAAACUUCUUUUUUCAUAA
Molecule: messenger RNA, 1827 nt
Organism: Aedes albopictus (Asian tiger mosquito)
Lineage: Eukaryota; Metazoa; Arthropoda; Insecta; Diptera; Culicidae
Product: zinc finger protein 425
Exons: 4
Coding region: 147-1733 (528 amino acids)
Cellular component (GO): nucleus
Molecular function (GO): zinc ion binding
Source: RefSeq, a predicted model, not a curated record